Messenger RNA from Phytophthora infestans T30-4, 2967 nucleotides. RefSeq lists its product as uncharacterized. Bases 1 to 2967 code for a protein of 988 amino acids. The transcript has a single exon. Gene Ontology annotation, biological process: double-strand break repair involved in meiotic recombination; nucleotide-excision repair. Gene Ontology annotation, cellular component: nucleus. NCBI's taxonomy places the organism in Eukaryota, Oomycota, Peronosporomycetes, Peronosporales, Peronosporaceae. Gene Ontology annotation, molecular function: DNA helicase activity; ATP binding; DNA binding. The record is from RefSeq and is a predicted model, not a curated record.
AUGAGCGACGCCGCGCAAAACCGCUUUAUGAUCAUGGGCUACAACGUCGAGUUCCCUCAAGGCAAGCGGCCGUUCCCUGCACAGUUCGCAGUCAUGAAUAAGGUACUGACGGCACUUAAGACGGAGCAACACGCACUGCUGGAAUCUCCUACAGGGUCGGGUAAGACUCUGGCGCUGUUGUGCUCGUCUCUGACGUUCCAGAAGCAGUUUGUCAAGGACAAAGUCGAGGCACAUAGAAAACAGCAGGAAGACCCGAAAUUCAAAGAGCUGGAGGCCAAGAAACAUGCUCAGGAGGCCCAGUUGAGAGCCAUGGAGACUCAGAUGCAGCUUAUGGAAGCUCAGCAGCAAAUAGAGCAGGCUCGAAAGGCGAGACGAGUGACAGAGGAAGAGGCAGAUGACGCUACCCAAACUACUUUUCAGCCUACCCAAGAGACACAAGCCACACAAGUGGCCGGACAGCAGCUAGAACAGGACGAUGACGACGUGGCGCCCACGCAACCCAGUGCGAAUACCAGCGCCUGGAUGACCACCAGGAAGCGCGAACUAGAGACCGACUCUACCGCCGUCAAGAAGAAGCGAGUGCUGCCCAAAUCCUUCGCCUUCGCCGCUAAAGACGCGGACGUCAAGGUCAAGGCGGAACAGCUCGACGUCGCCCCCGACCAACCCAAAAAGAAGCGCGUGGUGCCUCCUCAAAUCUUCUUCUGCUCUCGCACGCACUCGCAACUGGCACAAGUGGUGGACGAGCUCAAGAACUGCCCCGUGUCGUAUCUCGACUCGCCCGAAGACUCCAACACGUACACGAAGCAACUGCAGACGUGUGUGCUGGGCUCGAAGCGCAACAUGUGCGUUAACCGCAAAGUGAAUCGAGAUCCUUCACAGGUGGACGAGAAGUGUCGAUUGGCACUGGAAGGCUCGUCCUGCUCGUUCUUUAGAAAGCGCAAGAAAACGAACGACCUAAAAAGAAGUGUGCCACCUGUUUGGGACAUCGAAGACCUCGUCAAGCUGGCUCAGAAACACCGCGAGUGUGCGUAUUUCCACGCACGUGAAGCCUUGGACCACGCCAACAUCGUCUUCGCUCCAUACAAUUAUCUAUUGGACCCGACGAUCCGUGGGGCUGUGGGGAUCACGCUCAAAGACGCCAUCAUCGUACUGGAUGAGGCUCACAACGUGGAAGAUACGUGUCGAUCGAGUGCCAGUGUGGAGGUGACUACUGACGCUCUGGCAGCGUCGAUCAAGGCUUUCACGAUCGUCAUCAAGCAUGGCAACCGACCAAAGACGUACAACGCGCUGCUGAAGUUGCUGAAUGGGAUCAACCGCUGGCUGCAGAGUGUGGACUCGAAUGCCAACGCUAUUCUUCAGCCGUCCGGGUAUGAAGAGAAGAGUAAAGUCUGGGACGGCGCAGAUGCUCUAGCCAUGCUGGCCGAGUAUUCUGGACUGACCAAAGACAACCUUGAAGAGAUGAAAGAGAACGUUCAAGAAGUGCGAGAGUACGAAAACGGGCUGGGGAACAGCGCAGAGUCCAGCCAACAGCCUCCAACUCAAGCAGCACAAGAUGCAGCUGCAAAUCCGACGGGUGCCUCAGUUCUGCUAGGUGCGUUGGCUUUGGCUACGGUGGAGAGCAUCAUGAACGUGGUCGACUACAUGUUUCGCGACAGGCUCAAGUUCAUUGAGGACUUUAAACUGGUGGUGAUCAAAUCCAAGUCGACGUGGAAGGAGAACGCGAGCUUCCGAUCUCCCACAAAGAGGAACGGGGGCGACGAAUGGGAGCUGAAAAUGUGCAUCUGGUGUCUGAAUGCCGCUGUGGCCUUCUCGGAUAUUGCGAGUCAGGCCCGCAGCGUCAUUCUGACGUCGGGUACGCUGAGUCCCAUGGAAUCUUUUGCCGGUGAGUUGGGCGUGGACUUCCCCAUUCGCCUUGAGGCCAAUCACGUCGUGAACAUGCGCAAACAAGUGUUUAUUGGCGCGGUCAUGCAUGGCCCAGGCAACGUCGACUUGCAGUCCACUUACAACAACCAGCAGGAUCCUAGGUAUCAAGACUCGAUGGGCCAGCUGCUACUGCAAUACUCGCAAGCGAUCCCAGGUGGAAUUCUCAUGUUCUUCCCGUCGUAUUCGCUGCUGAAUAAACUCACGACACGCUGGAAAAAGACCAAACUAUGGGGCGAGAUCGAGCAGUUCAAGGCAAUCUACUCCGAACCCCGAAAUGCUGGCAAAGACUUUGACAGGCUACUGGAAGAUUACAAAGAAACCAUCACAUGCUCCAAGGAUGGCGACGACGGCAACAAGACUGGUGCCGUCUUUUUGGCGGUUUAUCGCGGCAAAGUGAGCGAGGGCAUUGAUUUCUCCAAUGACAACGCUCGAGCUGUGCUUUGUGUGGGAAUUCCCUUCCCUAGUGUCAAGGAGCUGCAGGUUUCUCUGAAGCGCAAGUAUCAAGACGAGAAGAGCCGCAUGAACAUGAAGCUUGUGAAUGGCCACAUCUGGUACAACCUGCAGGCGUUCCGCGCUCUCAACCAAGCUCUUGGGCGUUGUAUUCGUCAUCGUCAAGAUUACGGCGCCAUUAUGCUGCUGGAUUCAAGACAUCGCUUCAAUAAGCACACCAAGUCUCUUUCCAAGUGGAUGCGACCAUACAUUCAGGAGUUCGAGCACUCGCAGAUGUGCGUUCCGAUGUUCAGCGAUUUUUUUCAGCGGAACAAGAUGGAGUUGCCUCAAGUGGUGUCAGUGCCUUCAGUAGACACGGCUGGAUCGGCUGCAUCGGAGUGGAAGUCGAAGCGAGCGCCUCUUGUUCUCGAAUACGAGGCAGGCAAGAACGGCAACAAGGGGAAGAAGGUCACCAUCGCCCAGGAGAAACGCAUGGCUGCACCGUCAUUGUCGUCUACGCUGACCACAGUGAAGGACUUUAUGGCCAAACAGAACCAGGAAUCGGAUCCACAAGAAAGCGUAUUCUCAAUUUUCCGCCCGCAACCUUCAAAGUAA